Messenger RNA from Mya arenaria, 4499 nucleotides. Its product is annotated as adhesion G protein-coupled receptor L2-like. Gene Ontology annotation, molecular function: G protein-coupled receptor activity. Gene Ontology annotation, biological process: cell surface receptor signaling pathway; adenylate cyclase-activating G protein-coupled receptor signaling pathway. Gene Ontology annotation, cellular component: membrane. Bases 53 to 3118 code for a protein of 1021 amino acids. The record is from RefSeq and is a predicted model, not a curated record. The transcript is spliced from 21 exons. Lineage: Eukaryota; Metazoa; Mollusca; Bivalvia; Myida; Myidae.
UUUUACUUGUGAAUGUUAAUUGAUGGGCGGAUAGAUUCCAAUAAAACAAGACAUGAAGAGUUUAUUUUGCAAAGAUUUAAAAGUUAUUCGUAACAUUAAUUUAAGAAUGGGUUCAAAGAAUCUAUGGAUCUUAAUUUUGGUGUUUAUUUUAAAAGAAGCCUCCUCGGAAGAGGAAGUAAUAUGCACGGAGCCAUGGACGCAAAUCUACCGCUCAUGCGUCUACAUCAGCACCAUUUUAAAGACCCAAUCGGAAGCAGCUGCCACGUGCGACACAAUGGGAGGUUAUCUGCUUGUGAUUAGUGAAGUUAAAGAACGAACUCGUAUAGUUGCUGAAUUGUUGACAGUAUUUCCCCUGCGACAGUCGAAGAAACACCACCACUGGUGGGUGGGGCUAGAGCUUGAUGCCGAAACCGCACAAUGGAAGUGGGUUAGUGACGAAGAAUUUAGCCAGAAACUAACUGAGUGGGCCCCGUCGGGGUCACCGGGGAAGGAGAAAUGUGCUGUGUUCGACUACGAUUGGAAUCUUAGGGAUAAAAACUGUUCUAUUGAACACCAAUUUAUCUGUGAACAAAACCGUACAGCCGCCACGAUAGCUCCCUCCACUACAGUGGCACCAGUCAUCACCACUGAGGAGAUGGUCACGGAACAAGAAUCCACUUCUGAUGAAAAAGAAAUCGUAACAGAGCGGACCAUGCAGCCGACAACUCAGUACAUGACACCCGAUGUCGGUCCCAACCAGACGACGCGUAACCACACGGAUGAACCGACGGAACUUCCGGACGUCAGCAAGCAGAUAAGCGUUACACCGCGACCCGACGGCGACACCAGCAGCACACAGGAUCCUGGCGUUUCGACUACAGGUAAACCGGUUGUGACGGAUGCUGAGAACCAGGGGACGACUUCAAGUGGUGAAAGAGGCUCAAAUGCAACACGGACGCCACCAGACCCUAAACUGUCUACAAGCAAAAUCAAUCUGCCAGUGCCGCCUGGAGAGGAAGAAAGGGAAGCUGAAUUGGACAAAUUUAAGGGCUGUUACGCAGUGAACUACGAGAGCACGUGCCCGCCCGUACAGGCGUUUGGCAUCUUGUGGCCGCGCUCCAGCCACGGACCCGUGCAGGUCCAGUGUGAACACGGAAAUGCAAUGUGGCACUGUUCUCGGAACCAAGUUGUGUGCUGGCGAGGGGAACCAAAUGUUCAACAGUGUACUUCACAGGCUGUCCAGAGUCUUACCAGACAGAGCGAAUCGUUUCUGGAGGAACCCUGUAACACAGAGGCGGCGCUCGCGUUCACCGGAAGUUUGGCGGCCGCGGGCGAAAUCCCGGCCAUGUCUGAACAGGAUCUCUACCAGACGACCGUCCUCUUGGAGACGGCUGGUCGCGCAAAGCCCAACAACGCAUCACAGGCAAAAACCAUCAUAAAGGACAUCCUAAAGUGUGGAAGCGGUCUUGUCGCCAAUGAUAAGAAGAGCACGUGGGCGGGAAUGGAGCCGGCGUCACAACGGAUCGUUGCCGCCUCCCUCAUGCGUUCCGUCGAGAACGUGACUUUGGCGAUGGCGGCAACGUUCACGGAACCCGGGGUUCAGACGAUUGAGGACGAGAACAUAGCGGCUGAAGUGCACGUGUUGUCAAUGGCGAACACGCUUCCAGGGGAGAGAAAUGUGAAGUUUCAUAGGGAGGACAACUCUUUCUACAUACCCGAGGAAGAUUUAUUAGCUCAUAGCUCAGGCGGCGUUUCGCGGGCGGUAUUUCUCGAGUAUCGAACAUUUGGCGAACUGUUGGAACCACAGCAAUCAGCUGAUGUGAGGUCAGAGCGUCGUGUGGCCAGCCGCGUGUUGAGCGCCACUCUCGGAGGAACUGAGGGGCAGGUGAAGCUGACAGAACCAGUUAUAAUAGCAUUUAAAACGGAAAAGGUAGACGGGGUUGAGCGAUACCAACAGAAAUGUUCUUUUUGGAACUAUAGCCUUGGUUUCACGGGCUCCUGGUCCCAGAAGGGCUGUGCCCUGGACAAAACUAACAAUACCCACACGUUUUGUCGCUGUGACCACCUCACCAGUUUCGCCGUUCUCAUGGACAUCCAUAAAACAGAGAUUAAGGGUGCACAUACGGUGGUCCUGUCAUACAUCACCUACGCCGGGAUCAUCAUCUCUGUCAUUUGCUGUUUCUUCAGCUGGCUUACUUUUGUCUGUCUCAGUUGCCGCUUCAUCAAAGGACAUCGUAGCAGCGCCGACGAGCGGGGUAACAGUGGCGGUAGUAACUAUGCAGGCUCCGCCUCUCGAUCCGUUAACGGGGAGCGGAACUCAAUCCACAAACAUCUCGUGUUCGCGAUCUUCGUGGCGGAAAUCCUCUUCCUUGCUGGUAUACAGAGGACGGAUGAUAAGAUCGCGUGUGCGGUGAUCGCGGGCGUGCUGCACUUCUUCUUCACAUCAAGCUUUUUCUGGAUGCUUCUUGAGGGUAUCCACAUUCUCUUCAUGCUCGUCCAGGUGUUUGAUGCCGCCAGGUCAAGGGUCAAAUACUACUAUCUCGUCGGAUAUGGAUUUCCACUUUUAAUUGUUGGAAUAUCUGCUAUAGUUUAUCAUGAUGGAUAUGAUACUGAGAAAUAUUGCUGGUUGACAUCGGACAGAAAGUUUUUAUGGAGCUUCGCCGGUCCCGUAGCAUUUAUUUUACUCGUUAACCUGUUGAUAUUGAUAUACGCCAUGACAGCGGUGUGUAAACAUUCAGAGUAUGUUUUCACGAAGGACAAGUCUCCGACAGGAAACAUAAGGGUGUGGAUCCAAGGAGCCUUGGCUCUUGAAGUGCUGCUUGGCCUCACUUGGGUGUUCGGCUAUUUCUAUAUCAGUGAGGAGGCCCUUCCAUUCGCAUACCUCUUCACCAUUUUCAACUCCCUCCAGGGCCUAUUCAUCUUCGUAUUCCACUGUGUACUCAAUAAAAAGAUCCGCAAGGAAUACAAGCGAUUUAUCAACUUCAAGCGGAGGCCGACGUCCAGCGGUACCCACUCCACCAAGGCGAACACUUCCGGUCACUCAAGCGGCCUCCAGCUCCACCACCGCUCGGAGCCAGGCUUCUCCGACGACUCUAAAACCGCCAACGGCAAGGACCACUGCACGUCCAGUGAUGCGUGAACGUCCGGGUCCAGGUGUCACGAGGACCAAAUUACAUGAUAAUUAUUUACUCGCCACGUGCAUGAUAAUGACACGUUGUCUAUGUUGUUGUAAAUCAUACCUUUAUGAAUUGACUCGUUAACAAACCACGUGUGACUCGUGCAUGAUUAUGACACAUAGUCUAUGUUGUUGUAAAUCAUACCUGUAUGCGUUGACUCUUUAACACACAGCGUGCGCUUCGUGCAAUAAGAGAAUUGUGGAUUAAAAGUGACGGCAUGUUAAAUACAUUCAAAUAUGGAUGAGGAUCCGCAAAAGUUCAUGAAGAAAUUACUCUGAAAAUAAAAUAUUCGUAUGGAUAUAUGGACGGAACUUCUUGCCAAGCUUAACUGUGUGUUUUAUUUAAAAACUGAUAAUUAUGUACCGGUGUCUCAAUAUUUAAUGUGCUUGUUCAAUAUUGUGUGGAUCAAUUUUGUUUGUUCAAAGAAUGCUAAGAAAGCAAUGCUUAACUAGUGCUGGGGCGAGUUGCUAUGUUGUACCUUGGACGCAUUUUGUUCCUAGGAGCGAUCUUGUACCUAGGAUGCAUUUUGUUCCUAGGAGCGAUCAUGUACCUAGGACGCAUUUUGUUCCUAGGAGCGAUCAUGUACCUAGAACGCAUUUUGUUCUAAAAAGCGAUCAUGUACCUAGGAAGUAUUUCAUACAGAAGCGAUCUUGUACCUGGGAGCGAUCUUGUGUAGGAGGUAUUUUGUAUCUAGGAGCGAUCUUGUUACCAAGGAGGUAUUUUGUACCUAGGAGUGGUGUUGUACCUAGGAGGUAUUUUGUACCUUAGAGCGAUGUUGUACCUAGGAGGUAUUUUGUACCUUGGAGCGAUGUUGUACCUAGGAGGUAUUUUGUACCUUAGAGCGAUGUUGUACCUAGGAGGUAUUUUGUACCUUGGAGCGAUGUUGUACCUAGGAGGUAUGUUGUACCUUAGAGCGAUGUUGUACCUAGGAGGUACUUUGUACCUUGGAGCGAUGUUGUACCUAGGAGGUAUUUUGUACCUUAGAGCGAUUUUGUACCAAUGAGGUAUUUUGUAUCUAGGAGCGAUAUUUUACCUAGGAGCGAUAUUGUAUUUAGGAGGUUUAUUGUACCUAGGGGCGAUGUUGUACGUAGAAAUGUGAUAAUUGUGAUUGUUUACAAUGCAAUAAUCGUGUUGAAUUACCCUCUUAAAGUACAAAUUCGCUUUAAGGGUUCUUCAAGAACCUUUGAUAUAUUCUAUUUUAAAUCGAAGUUGAACUCAUAUAAACGCUGUGAUAUCACUCAGUGUAAAGUCAUUUCAGCACACUUUUUGUUUGAUACUUAUCUUAAAGUAUAUACUUUUAUCUGUAUCGACAUGCUUCAAAAGCAAUAAACUCAUUAAAAGCAA